CAAAGAACGUGUAUCGAUCGACACAAUAAAUACAUAGAAGCUGGUAUGGAGACAUGCUUACUCUGUAUGAUGGAGAAGCUGUCGAUGCCGCCAUCUGCAGUAUUAAGCGGAGAGCGGGCAGUAGUUCGGCAGAUGCACUGAGGUAGGCCAUGCUUACAACCCACGCCCUCUGCCUUUCCAUCUUUUGUAAACCGGCGUAUAACUAAACAGCAUGGCUAACCCGGUAAUGAAUCACGCCCACAUCGGCCAAGUGAAGGGCCGCAAAGCGAAAGAAGGAGUCGAGCAGUAUCUUGGUAUCCGAUAUGCUACGAUCAAAGAUCGUUUCGCGCCUCCUGUGCUCCAUGAGUACGAUGGUAGUGGUCUUGAUGCAACGAAGAUAGGGCCACAGACGGCGCCUAUCCCGCAAGGUGCACAGCACGAACAAGCUCUCAUUCAGCACACACUCCCGACAUCGGAAAUACAGUUCUCGGAUCUGGAGGGGCUGAAUCUCAACAUCACCAAGCCGGCCACUGAAGACGACAACCUUCCUGUGUUCCUCUUCAUCCAUGGCGGCGGCUUCAUGGUCGGCUCUGCCACGUUCCCGCAAUACGACAUGGCUCGCUUCGUCGCUCUGAGCGUCAACAAGGGUCUCCCAACCAUAGCCGUGACGUUGAACUACCGUCUUGGACCGCCAGGCCUGCUCACAAGCCAGGAAAUGCGGGAGGCUGGGUAUUUGCCCAAUAACGCCAUCCGAGACCAACGGACGGCCAUCCAGUGGGUGAGAAAGUACAUCUCUGGCUUUGGAGGGGAUCCGGAGAACAUCACGCUUGCGGGUGAGAGUGCGGGCGGUGUUAGCUGUACUUAUCAUCUGCAGUCUACGCAGCCCUUGUUCAAGCGUGUGAUGCCCAUGUCAGGCACGAGCCUCUUGUUUCCUCCGUUGCCGAUCGACUUGGCAGAGGCGAACUAUCAGACUGCCGUCAAGGCAUUAGGCUUGGACUCGCUUUCUCCCAAGGAGCGGAUUAAGGCGCUGGUAUCGAUGGACGCUGCUGGGCUAAUGGGCAAGCUAAUGACUGUCCCUAAGCUACCUGUGAUGGAAAGCGAUCUACCGCUCAUAUCGCAGUCCUUUGCCGACUUUUCCGAAAGCAAGGUCCCAAUGUGCGGCGCCGAUUGGUGCGAGAGCAUACUGAUUGGCGACUGCCAAAUCGAUGGGAGCAUUCAAAGCCUUCGGCUUCAACAUCGCAAAAGCGGGAUCGGGCGAGCCUUCUGCGACGACAUGCAGAAAGCGUUUUCCACGGUCGAGUACGCCGACAAACUCCUCCACGGUUACGGCAUCUCUCCCGACUUAGAGGACGAUACUGCUUUCGGCAAGGUGCUCGAGGUUCUGAACGAUAUCGGCUUCUACGCGCCUACAUUGGCUUUCGCGGAAGGUUCGACAGGCGGCGGCGUUAAGACCUUCAUGUACCGCUUCAACGAACCGAAUCCCUGGGAUGGGCCGUGGAAGGGCAGAGCUAAUCACAUCCUGGACAUCGCUUUCCUGUUCCAGAACUACAAUGACUACCUUUCUGACGAGCAAAGGAAGACUGCGGAGGGUUUUGCGGAGAGUGUGUUCCAAUUCGUGCAUGGGCAGGACCCAUGGCGGGAAUGGAAGUCGGAGGAGCGGGUGGCAAAGGUACUUGGUCCGCAUGGCCGCGCCGAGUUGGUGGAAGACGUGCCGGAGAAAGUGGGGAGGAGUAUCGUCUUGCUUGACCUUGCAAAGGUGGUGCCAGGUGGAAUGGAUUACCUGAAUGAAGUGCUGAAUGGGUUUUUGAGAGGCCCACCAGCUUCAUAAGGCACGAGGCAGCGACGACUGUUGACACGGAUAGCUCUAAAUCAGCAUCCUUCAUAGCCUCAUGAACCAUGCGUAGGACUGCUCAGCCCUCGUCGCACCAAGCAGAUAUGCGGUGGCAUCGCAGCAAGAUGCGUGCCGAAUUGAAGCCCGGCACGAAACGCGCUAAGACACGACAGCACGGCUCACACCAGCGUCGAAGCGUAGACCCACCUGCCACAUACUGUAGACUUUUGGCUUCUAGCAUAAAUGUUCCCGAAUGCUUCGACAGGCGGAUCACCUACAUUGCAGACCAACGGUCUCGAGGUUGAUCCGCAGGGUCUGAACACGUAGAAGUGAAGACAAACGUGAAGUCU
Baudoinia panamericana UAMH 10762 is the source of this 2160-nucleotide messenger RNA. RefSeq lists its product as uncharacterized. Bases 212 to 1807 code for a protein of 531 amino acids. The transcript has 2 exons. Lineage: Eukaryota; Fungi; Ascomycota; Dothideomycetes; Mycosphaerellales; Teratosphaeriaceae. Gene Ontology annotation, molecular function: hydrolase activity. The record is from RefSeq and is a predicted model, not a curated record.